GCCCUCCCUCCCCGCUCUGGGGCCACCACUCGGGUCCGGCCUGCCCCGACUCCACCGUCCCAUUCUUUCCCUCGGCCCCCACCCCCACCCGUGGCCGACCCCGCCCCCACCCGUGGGGAGGAAGUCCUUGCGGCCCCGCGUUUUGGCGCCAGCGCUGACGCCGACGCGGCGAAUCCCCAGCCCAGCCCGAGCCUGCGCGGCCGCCGGGCCCCCCGCAGCUGCAGCCGCGGUCGCCCUCCGCCCCUAGUCCCGUCCUCCUCUCUAGGGACCGCAGGGCGGCCCGCGACGUAAAAGCUCUUCAAGUCUGCAAUAAAAAAUGGCCUCCAAUAAAACUACAUUGCAAAAGAUGGGAAAGAAACAGAAUGGCAAAAGUAAGAAAGUGGAGGAAGCGGAGCCUGAGGAGUUUGUGGUGGAGAAGGUGUUGGACCGGCGAGUGGUGAACGGGAAAGUGGAGUAUUUCUUGAAGUGGAAAGGAUUUACAGAUGCUGACAACACAUGGGAACCUGAAGAAAACCUGGAUUGUCCAGAGUUAAUUGAAGCAUUUCUGAAUUCUCAGAAGGCUGGGAAAGAAAAAGAUGGAGCCAAGAGAAAGUCUUUGUCUGACAGCGAGUCAGAUGACAGCAAGUCAAAGAAGAAGCGUGAGUCGGCUGACAAGCCUCGGGGCUUUGCGAGGGGCCUUGACCCAGAGCGAAUCAUUGGUGCUACGGACAGCAGUGGAGAGCUAAUGUUUCUCAUGAAGUGGAAAGAUUCCGAUGAGGCUGACUUGGUGCUGGCCAAAGAAGCAAACAUGAAAUGUCCUCAGAUAGUCAUCGCCUUUUAUGAGGAGCGACUGACCUGGCACUCCUGUCCUGAAGAUGAAGCACAAUAAUCAUUUAUGUUGCUUUUUAAAACAUAUAUAUAUAUAUAUACACACACACAUACAUACAUGCAUAUAUAUAUAUAUAUAUAUAAUGAAAUCUGGAUAUUGAUUCCAUUCUUUGAUUUGUUAGCAGUGUGAGCACCAUCUACAUCUAAUGAGAACUGAGUUGGGUAGGUUUUAAAGUAGGUUUUUGUUUUUGUUUGGUUUGUUUUUCGUUUGGGCUGGUUUUUAUUUUGCAUCAACGGCACUGGUAACUGAACAAGUAAAUACAAGCUUUCUGCGUUUACUUAACAUUUAUCACAGAAGAGAGCAUUUGAUACUAUGGAAUUAUUAACUUCCUCCACAGUAGAGAAGAACUUUUAUAAAUACUGAUUAAUACCUUCUGUAGUCACUACUCUGAAUCCUAAGAAAUGUUUAACCCCCAUGUAUGCCUAAGGUUAGCUGUCUGAGACAAAGUUGUGUCCGUGUAGAAUUUCGACAUUCGCUCGAAACCCAACUUAAUAAUAAAAGCUAUAUUUUACACCUAGAGGUAAAUCCGUUGACAGGUUGCUGCCGGCAGCCAUUUCCCAUUAUUGCUCGGUUCUGGGGAGCCAAAGAGCCCAUUCCUCCUGACUGGCAGAAAAUGUGCUCCCUUCACUUUUCCAAACACUAACUGUUUCUGAACAGAGCAGAAUGAUUUUAUAGGCACUUUGCAGCCUUGCUGGAGUGUUCACAGUAGGGUAGUGCUCAGUGUCUGGAGCCUAUUAAGGAGCAUCUCCCUUGUGGAUGCAAAGGACAGCUCCACACUUAUUACCCAAACAGGAUCCUCUCCCCAAAGCCUCAGAUCUGGCUGGACAAGGGCCCUGUCUGCUGGGACCCAUGGCCAUCUUGCUGGCAGCCUCCCCACGGGUCCAACAUCUCAGUCGAUGUUGCCCAAUCCUAGGUUAGAGACGUGCAUGGGUAAAUGCUACCGGAACUUGUUUGAACAUUUACCUAAAAUGUUAAAAUAGAACCAUUUUGGCCUUGAUUUUAAAAAAGAGAAAAACUUGGACUUCCUGCUUUGGAAAGUAGGGGUGUCCCAUCUUAUUUUACUAACCAAAGGGUCCUCUCUUAAUCAUGUAGUAACAUCCCCAUCUGCUGGAACGUACAUAUUCUGCCCAAAGGGCAGGCAUUUGGGGGGGGGGUUGUGUUUUCCUAACUAUGGGCAUGAAUGGGGAGCAGACGUACCCAUGUUAGGUAGUCUUCUAUAGUCUUGAUGUGCAUGUUUUUUCCUUCUUUAUCCCAACCCAUCCCUUCAACGUAGGACCAGCCUUUUGAGUAUUUGGGUCACUUGGCUCCUCGGGAGCUGGGCAAAAAAAAAAAUAACUUUGUAGUCAUUGGAAUGUUAUACAACUGUAUAUUGUUUACUUUAUUGUAAAUACUGGUGAACAGUGGUCAAUAAAUAGUUUUAUAUUCUUCCUUUA
This is a messenger RNA of Trichosurus vulpecula (common brushtail), 2301 nucleotides long. RefSeq names its product chromobox 3 (gene CBX3). Bases 317 to 868 code for a protein of 183 amino acids. Gene Ontology annotation, molecular function: chromatin binding. Lineage: Eukaryota; Metazoa; Chordata; Mammalia; Diprotodontia; Phalangeridae. Gene Ontology annotation, biological process: negative regulation of transcription by RNA polymerase II; chromatin organization. Gene Ontology annotation, cellular component: pericentric heterochromatin; nucleus. The transcript is spliced from 6 exons. The record is from RefSeq and is a predicted model, not a curated record.